Molecule: messenger RNA, 3554 nt
Organism: Elaeis guineensis (African oil palm)
Lineage: Eukaryota; Viridiplantae; Streptophyta; Magnoliopsida; Arecales; Arecaceae
Source: RefSeq, a predicted model, not a curated record
AUAACAUGUAAAAAAUUUGGGGCAUGGAAUCAAUCAUAAAAUUUAUCAAACCAGUCCACCCUGGUCGCUGACACCUUACUGGCGAUUUUCGUAACGCUGUACAAAUUUACUGCGAAACAGUAGCACAGGGCACCCUGCUUCGCCUUCUCCUGCUCAUCUUCUCCCUCUCUCCGGUCGUGAUCGAAGUGGAAGUCGGAGGAUAAGAGAGACGAAGAGGAGAUCGAGCUGUGAUCGGAUUUUUUUCGCUCAGUAGAAGAUCCAGUCUUGUGUGGAGACUGGUUUGAGGUCUUAGCUGUUUGCAUGGCAUCAGCAGCUGGCGCAACAGGAUGGCUGAGAGGGAGAGUAAAAGCUGUUCCUUCUGGGGAUUGCCUGGUGAUCAUGGGAAGCACGAAAGCAGAGAUCCCACCCGAAAAGACCAUAACUUUGUCUUCUCUCGUUGCUCCUAGAUUGGCCCGUCGAGGUGGAGUUGAUGAACCCUUUGCAUGGGACAGCAGGGAGUAUUUGAGGAAGCUCUGCAUAGGGAAGGAGGUCAUAUUCAAGGUGGAUUACACAGUUCCAUCAAUAGGGCGAGAGUUUGGUUCUGUUUUCCUUGGAGAUAAGAAUGUUGCAUUUUUAGUUGUUUCUGAAGGAUGGGCGAAGGUAAGGGAUCAGGGCCAACAGAAAGGUGAAGCAAGCCCAUACUUGGUGGAACUACAGCGAUUGGAGGAGCAAGCUAAGCAACAGGGUUUAGGUCGUUGGAGCAAGGUCCCUGGUGCUCUCGAGGCAUCAAUCAGAAACCUACCUCCUUCAGCCAUUGGGGAUCCUAGUAAUUUGGAUGCGAUGGGGCUGCUGGCUGCAAACAAAGGCAGACCCAUACAAGGGAUUGUUGAGCAGGUCCGUGAUGGUAGCACUGUGCGUGUCUACCUACUGCCAGGGUUCCAGUUUGUUCAAGUUUUUGUUGCAGGAAUCCAGGCUCCAUCCAUGGGAAGACGGAUUGUGAGCGAUGUCAUUCAUGAAACUGAAGCAACUACCGAUGAUGCAAAUGGAGAAGUUACUAAUGAAACUCGACCACCACUAACAUCAGCACAGAGGCUUGCUGCCUCUUCAGCAUCAUCAACUGAAGUUGCACCAGAUCCAUUUGGGAGGGAAGCCAAACACUUCACAGAAAUUCGUGCUUUGAAUAGAGAUGUACGAAUUGUACUAGAGGGUGUAGACAAGUUCAGCAACCUAAUUGGUUCAGUAUAUUAUCCUGAUGGUGACACUGCAAAGGACCUCGCUCUGGAGCUUGUGCAAAAUGGUUUAGCUAAAUUUGUGGAAUGGAGUGCUAACAUGAUGGAGGAUGAUGCCAAACGGAAGCUGAAGGCUGCUGAACUGCAAGCAAAAAAGGAUCGCUUGAGAAUCUGGACGAACUAUGUGCCACCAGUAUCAAAUUCAAAGGCAAUCCAUGAUCUAAACUUCACAGGAAAAGUGGUAGAGGUUGUGAGUGGGGACUGUGUAAUUGUUGCUGAUGAUGCUGUCACCUAUGGCAGUCCUUCAGCUGAGCGACGAGUCAAUCUUUCAAGCAUCAGAGCUCCUAGGAUGGGGAAUCCUCGUCGAGAUGAAAAGCCAGCACCCUAUGCUCGUGAGGCUAGGGAAUUCUUACGUUCUCGUCUCAUAGGCCGCCCGGUGAAUGUGUCAAUGGAAUACUCAAGGAAGGUCAACCUGGCUGAUGGACCCAAUGCAGUAACAGUAUCUGGCUCGGCAGAUUCUAGAGUUAUGGAUUUUGGGUCGGUCUUCCUUGUCUCUCCAUCAACGGCUGAGGGUGAUGAUAGUGCUUCUGCUCCCUCUUCUGGCAAACAAUCAGCAGGAAUAAAUGUUGCUGAGAUGGUUGUUUCACGUGGUUUUGCCACUGUCAUCAGACACCGAGAUUUUGAGGAAAGGUCAAACUAUUAUGAUGCUCUGCUGGCGGCUGAAUCUCGUGCUAUUAAUGGAAAGAAAGGAAUUCAUUCUGCCAAGGAUCCCCCAGUGAUGCACAUAACAGACCUGACCACGGCUUCAGCUAAGAAAGCUAGAGAUUUCUUGCCAUUUCUGCAACGAAGUGGAAGGCUUACUGCUGUUGUUGAAUAUGUCCUCAGUGGUCACCGAUUUAAACUCCUUAUACCUAAGGAAACGUGUAGCAUUGCGUUCUCCUUUUCUGGUGUUCGGUGCCCUGGACGAGAUGAGCCUUUUUCAGAUGAAGCUAUUGCAUUGAUGAGGAGGAAGAUAUUGCAGCGUGAUGUUGAGAUAGAGAUAGAAACAGUUGAUAGGACAGGCACAUUCUUAGGUUCCUUAUGGGAGUCCAGGACCAAUAUGGCUGCGACUCUUCUGGAAGCUGGACUGGCAAAGCUCCAAACUUCUUUUGGUUCUGACAGGAUCCCAGAAGCAUCCCUCCUUGCUCGGUCUGAGCAGUCUGCAAAGCAACGGAAGCUGAAAAUAUGGGAGAACUUUAUUGAAGGACAAGAAGAUGCUAAUUAUUCCACUUCUGAAGCAAAACAGAAGGAAGUUCUCAAGGUGGUGGUUACAGAAGUCCUGGGUGGUGGAAAAUUCUAUGUCCAAACUGUCAGUGAUCAGAAGGUUGCUGCUAUACAGCAACAACUUGGUUCAUUGAAUCUCCAAGAACCUCCAGUGGUUGGUUCUUUUAAUCCUGUGAAGGGUGACAUCGUUCUUGCUCAGUUCAGCAUGGACAACUCCUGGAACAGAGCUAUGAUAGUCAAUGGACCGCGGGCAACUGUUGAAUCACCAAAGGACAGGUUUGAAGUCUUCUACAUUGACUAUGGAAACCAAGAAAUGGUUCCAUAUAGUGGCUUGCGACCUCUAGAUCCUGCAGUCUCCUCAGCACCUGGUUUGGCUCAGCUGUGCAGCCUUGCAUACAUAAAAGUCCCUAAUUUAGAGGGGGAUUUUGGUCAGGAAGCUGCAGAGUAUUUGAGUGAGUGCACUCUGAACAGUUCGAAGGAAUUCAGGGCUAUGGUCGAGGAAAGAGAUACUUCAGGUGGAAAAAUAAGAGGACAAGGAACAGGAACAAUUCUUCUUGUGACUUUGGUUGACGUGGAAGCUGGGUCCAGUAUCAAUGCUGCCAUGCUGCAGGAAGGACUUGCUAGACUGGAAAGAAGGAAGAGAUGGGACACCAAGGAAAGACAAGCUGCUCUUGACAACCUAGAGGAGUUCCAAGAUAAAGCAAAACGUGAGAGGCUGAGGAUGUGGCAGUAUGGGGAUGUCCAAUCUGAUGAUGAAGAGUCAGCUCCACCUCCAAGGAAAGCUGGAGGCCGUCGGUAGAUAGAGGUCACCAUAGCAGUGUCGUGGUAAGGUACUAGGUUCAGAGAUAGCGGGAAUUUUGGUAGUUAGUAUUUACUGGGAGGGCUACUUUUUCUUCUAGGUGUUUUAACCCUGUUUCCCUUUCAAACACGUCGUUUUUUCCAUCUUUGAAUAAGGCAAUCCCCAUAUUAUAAUGUAUCUCCUGUUGGAGAUUGCAGACAGUCUUCAUAAUUUAUGAACUCUUACAUGCACCGUUGGAUUUACUGAAGUUUGAAAGUUAUAGCACCUGAAAUCAAUUGAUAGAA